GCCCUACCAUUGGCUGCAUGAGGAGACGCAGUCUGCAGGAACAGAAACAGAAAGCAGGACAGCACCAAAGGAGUGUCUGCAGAGAGAGAAGUCAUGUACAGGAGAAAGCUAAGAGGCAUGUAUAUAUCUAAGAGGGUGUUAAUGCAUCAUUUUGACCCCCAUGUGGUUCCACGGGACGCAUACCUACUAUGCAAAUUGCAGUGGGGUGAGAAUGGCACACCAUGGAUACACUGGGUCAAAAAUUAUCAUUACCAUGCUGAAGUCUACUUCUUGAAGAAGAUCUUUAAGAUGAGAAGAUCCAGUAGUUAUGUCAACUGUUCCAUCACCUGGUUCUUGUCCUGGAGCCCUUGUGCUGACUGCUGCCGUAAAAUAAUGGAUUUCUUAAUGAAGCACUCAUAUGUGAACAUAGAUAUACGUGUAGCACGGCUUUAUUUCAUAGAAGAUCCAAAAAUCCGCCAAGGUCUGAAGAACCUUGUGAGCCUGGCGGGAGUAAACAUUGCUGUCAUGGAAAUCAAAGACUAUAAACUCUGUUGGGAAAACUUUAUCCAUGGAGAUGCCGAUGAUUGUUUCUGGACUGCGGGUUUUCAGUCAAAGAUAACUGAGAAUGUUUUGAAGCUCAAGGAUGUCUUUGAGGAUUGCCGUGGUUUGACCCCAGGCUGCAACUAAGCACCACACAGCCUGGUGGAUAGAGGAGAAAAUCAGAAGAGUAGAAGUGAGAAAACUCCUGGGUUAAGAUGAAGACAGUUUAAUAAGUAAAGUAAAUCCCACACAUGCAAGCAAAGCAAACCAAGGCAUUCAUUCCCUUCUUCCCUUCGGCAGGCAGGUGUUCAGCCAUUUCCAGGAAAGCUGGAGUCCAACACAUGUAGUAGUUACUUGGGAAGAUAAACACUGUAAUUCCAAACAUCCCCCUUUCCUUCUUCCACCAACUUUAUAUGCUGAGCAUGACAUCAUAUGGUGUGGAAUAUCCCUUUGGCCAGCUGAGACCAGUUGUCCCAGCUGUGUCCCCUUUCAGCUUUUUGAGCACUCUCAGCUUUCUUGCUAUUGGGGUGAUGUUUGAAGCAGAAAAGGCCUUGAGUCUGUAUAAGCACUGCUCAGCAAUAACUUAAACAUCCCUGUGUUAUCAACACCGUUUCCAGCACAAUCCAAGACUUAGCCUCAUACCAGCUACUAUGAAGAAAAUUAACUCUAUCCCAGCCAAAACCAGCACAUUCUCCACCCCUUAUUCUAAACUAUUGCCACUGGCUCAGUGGGAGCUUCAUCAUGUGACUGAUAGCAGCACUUGAUCUUAAAACACAACUUAAAAAAAUUCAAGGGUGCUCUAUUUAAUAGAAGCAAAUCCUCCUUCCGCCAAAUGGUGUGAUUGUGAAAUGAUAAUUACAGUAUCCACGGCCAUUGCAUUUCAGCAGAUCCAUUCGGGUGGCUAAAAGAAGAAAGAAUUUGUAUCCACAAGCCUGUUUUUGAGCUGGACCUUGAGAUGUGUACAAUGGAAGCUCCUUGAAAAGCAAGGCACAUUAAACUGCACAAAGAAUUGUAGGAAUGCAGCUGUAUCCCUUGCAGUAGUCAAGCUGUGCUGUCAGUACUGAGUGCUUGGGAUUAGAACCUCUCACAGAAUCACCAGGUUGGAAAGGACCCAUCCCCUCUCCAUCCCCUAUUCUUGAUGCUAGUCUAUUUUUACAAGACUAGAACAAAUAUUAAUUGACUU
This is a messenger RNA of Cuculus canorus (common cuckoo), 1702 nucleotides long. Its product is annotated as C->U-editing enzyme APOBEC-1. Lineage: Eukaryota; Metazoa; Chordata; Aves; Cuculiformes; Cuculidae. Gene Ontology annotation, biological process: cytidine to uridine editing. Bases 94 to 666 code for a protein of 190 amino acids. The transcript is spliced from 4 exons. Gene Ontology annotation, molecular function: zinc ion binding; RNA binding; cytidine deaminase activity. The record is from RefSeq and is a predicted model, not a curated record. Gene Ontology annotation, cellular component: nucleus; cytoplasm.